Rhizoctonia solani is the source of this 2229-nucleotide messenger RNA. RefSeq lists its product as uncharacterized. NCBI's taxonomy places the organism in Eukaryota, Fungi, Basidiomycota, Agaricomycetes, Cantharellales, Ceratobasidiaceae. The transcript is spliced from 4 exons. The record is from RefSeq and is a predicted model, not a curated record. Bases 1 to 2229 code for a protein of 742 amino acids.
AUGUUCUCGACGAUUACCAACAUGCUGCCGAACCUGUCUUUGCAGGGGUCGGACAAGGACACGCCCACGCCCUCUGGCAACACUAUCAAUCCGUUUGACAAGAUCAUGGCGGUCAAGCGCAGGCUCGAGGGUGCUAGGACGCCUCAUAUGAUCGAACAUGAGCCAGAGCCAGAGCAGGAAGAGGACAAGGAGGAUAGGAAAGAGGCAGAGAGGAAGGAGAAGCGAAAGCAGAAGCCACUGAACGAGACAUUUGUCGUUGUUCGGCCACCCCCGAGUGUAUCGAACCAUCCUCUGAACUUACAACUUCAACUUAUUCCGCCCACUAUUCAGCAAACAAACUACCAGCCGCGCUCAGCCUCGACAUCCACCACUGCCUCUACAUCCUCUACAGGGGGAGAGCGCGGAUAUGCAGCAGCCGGAGGAGUGCCCAACGUGCCUCCCAUCAGCGCAGGUAUCCAAGGCAAGAAAGAAGCCCAGCGACAGCAGACUUCCGACACACAGCCAGACGACGACUUGCUCAAUAGGCGCGCAAAUAGAUCCGACCUCUCGUUAUUUUACUCAUCCAUGGGUUCAUCCGCCUCGGUUACCUCCUUUUCCACUGUUGCCUCGACCAAUACUUCGUCUGGCGGCACACGCAGGAUCAUUCCGCUCUAUAACUUAAGCGCCCACAAUGUUUUGCAAAAUACCGUACAGGACGCGGGCACAGACGCCACAGUCUCCAGAUUUCGUAAACGCGGGAUCGACAUUGUCGGCCUUGGCCUGCUCGAACCUAUCGAAGUCCACGGCUCUCUCCCUGUCGGUGGUACAGCUGGGUACACCAACGGAUGCCAGCCACCUGAUAUUGAGGGCGCUUCGGACGCCGGGCACGGUUCCAUUAUGGGCAAUAGCACCGGUGGAUCUAACCUUGGGCACGAUGAAUCGGACCACUCCCCACCUUCCCACUCGAGCCAUCUCAGGGAUUCGAGCGCGCAAAGUGGAGUAGGAGGGCACCUUCGGCCCCAAUCGUCCCGCUCCAACCUCCGAGACCGUCCUUCCCAAUCCCACCUGCGCGGCCGAACGUCACCCUCUCCCCCAUCCCAGCUGCGAGAAGUCUCGACCCCACCCGAAGAAUUGCCGAAAGAAUCGGCCGGGAAAAAGUUCUUUGGCAAGUUGUUCAAGAAAAAGGAUGUUUCGACUCCGACGACGCCUACGAGUCCUGGGUUCCUCAGUCCUACCAGCGCCACGCCGCGCGGAUCGAUGGCGACGAGUCGGAAUCCGGUACCGGGUACCGUGGCCCGUCCGACCAGCACGUAUUCCGCCCGCCCGACGAGCGUGUAUAGCGUUGUCCCGCCUUCCCCGUCGACCGUUGCCCCUGCGACUCCUACACAGGCUUCUCCGCAGCAGCCGACGAUGUACCUCCAACCACCAGUCCUGGGCACCCAAGCCACACUGCGAUCCGAGGUGUUCCCCCCCGUCGGGCGUCCUGCGGCAUACGUCUGGGUGCUUCGUAAAUGGACCAAGGGCGGAGGAAUGUUUUCGGGCAUCGUCGGGACGGGCGGGGUCGACCUUGCUCGUGUGGGCGUGGAAGUACGAUUCGAGUGGGUGAGAGGGAAAAAGAAGCGAGUCGACCGGGGAGAGUACGUUCCCAACGGCAACGGAAGACCCGUAAGCGUCGUGAGCCUCGGCGAAGCCGACAACCUCGGAAUCCCCGAAGCCGGAAGCAUGCGAAGCGUCAGCCCCGACGUCUCGCGCCCGCGUUCCCGCCGAGGUUCAAGGGCCACACGAAGCGGGUCUCCCACUAAACCGCGCGUCCAGCCGUCGAGUGGGUCCGACGACGGAGACGAGUCGGAUCCCGAAGACUCCGAAACACCCUGGUCGUGCACGUUGCGCGUUCUCCCGCUCGACCCAGGCUCGUCUCUACCUUCCCCCAUCUCGCCCUCGUCCGAGCCUCUCAAGCUGAGACUGGCCCACCUCGUACCGGCACCACACCACCCAAAAGUGAUCGGGCAGUUCAAGAUGCCGUUUCCCCUCCCAGACGUGCACGUCCAGAACCUGGAACUCGUACCCCGUAGCAUGAACGAUCCGUUUGGGAUGGGCGAAGGGAAAGGGGACGGGUCGGGGAUGAUUAUGACUGCGGAAGAGAUCAAAGAUGUGGUGUGUACGACCGGGCUUUGGCUGAUGGUGCGAGAAGGGUUUGGGGGGCUUUCGGGCAAGAAGCGAAAGGGGGAUGGGUGGAAGAUUCGUUCGUAG